AUGAAGAGAAAAACGAAGACAGUCCCUCCGCGGCUCCCAGAGGUCGCUUACGACACGCUUCCAGAGUCAGUAAAGAGGAAGUACUUUUCAUCCUUCGAGCGACUGCAAAUACAGCAGCGGGCCGCCGGUGACCAGACAAGCGAGCCGUCUUCUGGCUCCUCAUCUCGUGCAGCUUCCACAACACCAUUUCGACAUUUGCACUCGAGACGUCGAGCUCGUACUGUGGGAAAUCAGCAGGAGCCCCGUUUCACGCAAGCAGAAGCUGCGUUCUUCCUGUCAUUACCUGUCAAAGUACGGAAACAGCAUUUUUCCCGCGAGGAACAAGUCAUCCUUCUAGCCAAGUGUGAUCAGGCGUUCCUUCCUCCUGAUCACGACCUAGACACGGACGAGGUGGCCAGGCAGCGUUUCCACGAUUUUCACUUUGACUUCUCCACCAACGACCUCGCCAACGCAUUGGAAGGCGUUGAAUCACGAGGGCGUCGUUCUUCAAUUUCUACGUAUAGCCCUCGCCGCCCUUCGUUUGGUUUCUCGCCAAGAUCAAAGAAAGAACGGGACGCAGAAAGCAGUGUAUUCUUCAUCGACACUAUGGACUCACCAUCAACAAAGAAGACACGACAGGCAGGUUUCAGACGAACGAUGUCUUUGGGUGGCCCACCCAGUCGACACUCAACAUGUUCUGGGCCAGCUUCUCCGCUGUUCAUUCUCCCAGCAGAGUAUCGCCCUCAACAUCAGCGUUCACAUUCAUCGGCACUAUCGGGACGACGUUCCUCGUAUACACCACCAACACCAACGUUCGAUCCAGAGGCCAAGUACUACCAGGAUCCAGAAACAAGGACAAAACUACGCAUGUACCUGGCGUCGCCACAGAAAUUCGACGAGGCCAUCGAAUUCGGCUUCCCAUCUGCUCGGGAACAAGAAGCCGCCGUACCUCAUUAUCAACUGCCUCCAGUCACGAAGCACUCGCGUAAAUUCAGCCGGGACAUGCAUACUUUCCUCAGAGAUGGCAGAAUGUCCUUCCUCGAAAACAAAAAUUGCGACAAUCAAGGCCUCGAGUCGGAUGGCGAAUCCACCGCUGAUCUUGAUUUACCGAGAACACCCUCCAGCACAGGUUUAUCUUUCCGUCUUCACACUCGUCAGAUGUCUUCGAUCGACUCCAACGGCCUACCAACUUCACCCCCUAGUUCUGGACACAUGAAUCGUGAGAUGACUCUCCGCAUGACUCUCACUCGGCCAGAACUCCGAGCAGAUGAGGAUGCUCUAUACGGCUGGCAGGGCCCGUCUCACCAACAGCACCAGCAUCAGAAUCAACACCCAAAAUCGACAGUAACAGCGACCAUUCAAGAUGACCCACUCGCCCUGGAAGAGCUCAUUCUGACGGACGAUCAGACCGGUACCAAGGGACCGUUCUACGUCAAGCCGAAGCCAAGAGGCAACCUUGUCACGCGGCUUCUAAAGCGCACAAGCCUCAAGGGACGAUCGCACACAUCCUAG
Boeremia exigua is the source of this 1491-nucleotide messenger RNA. RefSeq lists its product as uncharacterized. The transcript has 2 exons. The record is from RefSeq and is a predicted model, not a curated record. Bases 1 to 1491 code for a protein of 496 amino acids. Lineage: Eukaryota; Fungi; Ascomycota; Dothideomycetes; Pleosporales; Didymellaceae.